Molecule: messenger RNA, 2281 nt
Organism: Aaosphaeria arxii CBS 175.79
Lineage: Eukaryota; Fungi; Ascomycota; Dothideomycetes; Pleosporales
Exons: 7
Coding region: 54-2066 (670 amino acids)
Biological process (GO): regulation of DNA-templated transcription; DNA-templated transcription
Molecular function (GO): DNA-binding transcription factor activity, RNA polymerase II-specific; zinc ion binding; DNA binding
Source: RefSeq, a predicted model, not a curated record
GUCGCCGUCUCCCCACCUCCGAAUCAAGAUACAUAUCAGGUGCAGAGCCUCAAAUGUCGGCUACUACCACGCAAGCGAACAGCGUUCGUCGAGCUAAAAUCGCAUGCAAAGCAUGCAAUGCCAGGCGUGUCAAAUGCGAUAUCGCCGAUGGGCAACCCUGCUGGCACUGUCGUACAAGAUCCAUCCCAUGCGAACUGAUUGAAUCUAGGCGAGGCAAAUAUGUCCGGAAGGGGAAAAGGUCCAAUCCUCGCGCACCUCUCGACGCGAACGUGCGCCCAACAGAUGCGAAUAAGUCGAGGGCUAGGAUUUCAUCGCCCUCAUCUGAAGUCCCGGGAGAGGAAUUAUCAUCCUUUGAUACUGCAAGUAAUUUGCAAGGGCAGGAAUCAGAUAUAUCAUACGUAAUCGAGCUGAUUUAUAGACCCAACGAUCAAUCAGUCGAAGCCAAAGACGUACACUACUCCAUUCCAGCCUCAUUCGCUGCCCCUCGGCCUCCCAAGUCUGAAACCUGGCAGUCGAACACCAUUAAUGUCCCCACUGCACUUGUGAUGCCACCAAAGGAUCUAUGCGAUCAGCUUGUUCGAACAUUCUUUCAGCUGAUUCAUCCGGCAUAUCCCGUUUUUGAUCGGGAGCAAUUCCUGGAGUUAUACCUGGAGGACCGCGCCUCUCCACUUGUAUUACAUACCAUUUGUUUACUAGGCUUCACGAUUGGUAACGAUGACCUAGUCGUCUCAGCAGGCUUCGCAGACAGAGACUCUGCUAGAGAAUUCCAUUAUCUACGGGCGAAAGCAUUAUACGAUGUCGGAUACGAUGAAGACCGGUUGAAUGUGGUAGCAUGCUUGCUCCUUAUGGGAUUUUGGUGGAAUAAGUCCGAUGAUCAUAAAGAUACCUGCUACUGGGUGGGGUGCGCUACUGUUCUGGCGCAAAAUCUAGGCUUGCACAGAGCAUCGCGGAACGGGGUCUCAAGAAGACAGCAAUCACUACGGAGGAGAGUGUGGUGGUCAAUUUACGUGCGGGACCGUCACACUGCUGCAGCUUUCGGACGGCCCUGCCGUAUCCAGGAUAUCGAUUGCGAUGUGCAACCACUUACAGAACUUGAUUUCACAUUUGAUUCUGCAUUUGACACGGACCUGAUCCCCGCUCAAGAGACUUACCAUAUUGAUUAUACUCUUGAGAUGGCUCGACUAGCAAGAAUACUGGGAGAUAUCCUUGUGGCAGAAUUUAGUCCCGGCCACUCUUCAAUAGCUGAAGAUGGUACCAGCAUCUUAGCUGGGAGAUUAUCGAGGUGGAAAUCGCAAAUCCCACGAUCACUCUGCCUUAAUGAUCCCGAUGGUACUGUCGGGGCCUCCUUUUGGGCUAUGAUGCUUGACAUUGCUUAUCAAAAUUAUCACGUGCUUCUAUAUCGACCGAAGAAAUCGAAUGCUUCGGCAUUAGAUAAAUCGUAUAGAGAUUUAAUGGUUCGUAAAGCAGCCGAUUCAAUUACUCGAAUGGCGGAAGACAUGCUUGCUUUUCGGGUUAUACACUAUGGUCAAAUCCAUCUAGUACCUGCUCUGUUCGGCGCACUCGCGACGCAUACGUUUGCGAUAUGUCAUGAAGACCAUACCCGUCGACGACUGGCAGAGAACAAAUCUCGCCAGUGCCUACUUGCCUUAGGCGAGCUUGCUAAAAGUUGGCCGGUUAGCAUUUGGAUUGCAAAAGCCUUCAUAAAACUUAUGAAGCGAUUGACAGAAGAUGCUUCCGGAGGUUCGUUGAUUAAGAUAUCUUCAAGAGUCGUUAAAACCAGGCACAGCAGAUUGCCCGAAGAACCGGAACAAGUGUUGCUCAGAGAGCAUGCACCGAUAGCUAUUGCAGACCAGUGGGUAUCUAGCGGUAUCUACACUGAGAACGAGCCUGAUCCCGCAGUUUGCGAGGUUGGAGGGCGCAUCCUCCCGAAUCCCGACACGUUGGCAGUUGCCAACCUGCAAGAAUCACCUCUCGGAGAUACUCUGGAUAUUGACAUGUUCCUUCAAGACAGCCUAGAGCCAAUGCUAUCAGAUCCUUUCGAUGGUGCUCAUGAUGCUUGGGUCUAAAUGUGUGUAUCAUUCCUGUCCUGAAGUUGCGAACAAAAUGCUGCUAUCGGAAGUUACACUAAGGAAAUACACGGUUUGUAGAAGGUUUGAUAAUUCCCUAGCCUAUCUGCACCCCAAUAUCUCGCUACCUCUAGCAAAAUUACUCUUCAUCCUUAACCUCUGGCCAAAUAUGAAGAAUAUAUAUGGGAAAGGCAUCAAUAAAACUGUCAUAAAUG